Leptomonas pyrrhocoris is the source of this 976-nucleotide messenger RNA. RefSeq names its product putative protein-l-isoaspartate o-methyltransferase. Gene Ontology annotation, cellular component: cytoplasm. The coding region runs from base 194 to 976 and encodes 260 amino acids. The record is from RefSeq and is a predicted model, not a curated record. Lineage: Eukaryota; Euglenozoa; Kinetoplastea; Trypanosomatida; Trypanosomatidae. Gene Ontology annotation, molecular function: protein-L-isoaspartate (D-aspartate) O-methyltransferase activity. The transcript has a single exon. Gene Ontology annotation, biological process: protein modification process.
GCGACCACCGUACUUACAUUUCCAAAUCGCACGGUUUGUCUUCAGUUGUGUUGUGUUUCUUUUCGCUUCUGUCCGUCAUUCUUGUGUGCUGAAAUACGCACGAACGACUCGAGGCCUCUCACUUUUUGGCGCUCCUUUUCAAUAACCAGCUAUUCAUCUCCUCGAAACAACCACAAGAGCUUGAAAGCACAAAAUGGCGUGGCGUUGCUCCGCAGCGACGAACGCGGGAAUGGUGGCCGCCCUUCAACAGGAAGGUCUCAUCAAAACGCCGGAGGUGGCCGAUGUGAUGCGGCGCGUGGAUCGCGCCUUCUUCGUGCGCAACCGGGCGGAGGCGUACCUCGAUCAGCCCCUCUCCAUCGGCUACGGGGUGACGAUCAGCGCCCCGCACAUGCACGCCAUCAUGCUGGAGCUUGUGUGCGACUCUGUGCUGCAUCACCAACAGCUCGACCGAGGACACCGCCAGCCACUGCGUCUGUUGGACGUGGGCAGCGGCAGCGGCUACAUGACGGCGGCCUUUGCGGCCCUGUGCGAGGCCGUCGGUCACGGCGGGCCGGCGCCGAUGUUUGACGUGGUGGGCGUCGAGCACGCGCCGGAGCUGCUGCGGCAGUCGGAGAAGGUGCUGACGGAGCACUUUCCCGACUGGAUGCGGGAGCAGCGGGUGCGGCUGUUGAACGGGGACGGCCGCAAGCCGCGGUCAAUCGCCGGCGCUGGAAUUGGGCCGGCGGACGCGUUUGAUGUGAUUCACGUCGGUGCGACGGCACCGCAGGCGGUAGUGCCGGAGUAUUUGCGUCUGCUGCGCAACGGCGGUACGCUGGUCAUUCCCGUCGGUCAGCCCUCCGAGGUGCAGGCGCUGCGCGUCUUCUCAAAAAAAUGCGCCGGGGAGGUGUCGAUUCGACACGUGUGCGACGUGCAGUUUGUUCCUCUCACCUCGCUGGAUACCCAACUCGGCCGAAAUGCAAGCAAUAGUAACGUCUGA